Molecule: messenger RNA, 1176 nt
Organism: Postia placenta MAD-698-R-SB12
Lineage: Eukaryota; Fungi; Basidiomycota; Agaricomycetes; Polyporales; Adustoporiaceae
Exons: 2
Coding region: 1-1176 (391 amino acids)
Source: RefSeq, a predicted model, not a curated record
AUGCCGACGCGGCCCCGGGGGCCGUACGCGCACCUCCCCUUCCUCCCCCCAUCCAACGUGGCUGCCUGCCAAGGCCAAGUUCACGCAUUUGACUCUCAGGACCUUAUCGACGUCUACAUCCCAGACGGCCCUGAGACUAUCAUCUAUCGUUGCGAACAACAGCCGUGCCCGAACCGAACCCCCCGAUCAAUCCCAGAAGACUACCCACGCUACAAAGCGAUCCGACGAGCGCAACACCCGCUCGGACCCCGAAGCACCCUUGCGUCUCGAUCCGCCUCACGGCACUCUCGCCCUGUCUCCCCUACCUCCCGCCUUCCCCAAACUGUCGCCGAGUCCAGUCAAGCGCGAGGAGAUCUCCCUCCAGACCCUGCGCCAGAGCCUGAGCCUGAGGAGGGUGAGGGUGAAGAAGGAGUCUCGGAGUCCGAGUCCGAGGAUUCUGUUGGGUCCGCCUCGCCGACAGCGUUCGCCCCCGCGUCAGCAAUCCCUGACGUACGUAACCCCCCCGCCGAACUUCCUCCGGCGCCUUCACCGCUGACUCCGCCGAGAGGCCGCUCGAGCACUCGCUCCUCUCGAAAUUCGACCAGCGGAGGGCCACCACAGCCGCCUCCGCCCCCGCAGCGUCCUCCGUCCCCCCCGACGCCGAUAAUGUCUUCUCCCGCCGCCGCACCUGACAAGGAGACCCUGAAGCUCCUUCUCCCCCUCCGCUAUGACGGCAAAACUGUCAUCGAGUGCAACAGGUUCCUGUCACAACUCCGCAUCUACUGGCUGGUCAACACGUCGCUGACCACCAUCGAACUUAAGGUGCAAGUUGCAAUGAGUCUGCUCGACGGCGACGCCCGCGCCUGGGCCACGCCUUACUUUGCCCAACUCGCGUCGGUGCAGAUGGGUGUACAAGGGGUUACAACCCCCUUCAGGAACGAAGCGGCCUUCACCGCUGCCUUCAAGGCCCGCUUCGGUAAUCUCGACGAUGCGGCAGCAGCACAAGUGGAGCUGGCGAAGCUCUGUGCGGACAAAUCGGUCCGCGAAAAAUGCACCGCUGCGGAGUUCUCCGCGCUGUUCAAGGGUCCGGCGGAUCGCUCUGGGUAUGGGGACCUGGAGCUACGCGACAAGUACCUGAGCGGCAUCCCCUCCCGCGUGUACCGAAAGAUCGAGCUCGAGACUUUCACCACGUGGUAA